Molecule: messenger RNA, 1569 nt
Organism: Paramecium pentaurelia
Lineage: Eukaryota; Ciliophora; Oligohymenophorea; Peniculida; Parameciidae
Source: the annotation of a GenBank genome assembly
AUGUAAUAAACAACCGAGGAAGAUGUAUAGAGAUCGAAAGCCAAAUCAGAAUUAAAAUCUGUAAAAUAUAUGUAGUGAAAAAGAUAUUCUUAUUAGUGUCAAUUAUUAUGGGAUUUUGUUUUUUAUUUAACACAAACAUAACAUUUGGAUGGGAUUAUAAAAUAAUUAUUGUAUAUACUUGCACUAUAUAAUUCGCAUUUAUGAUAUCAAAAUUGCUUUCAUAUAAAGGGUAUUUGCCUAUGAAUUUAAAAUUUAGCGUCAAUUCUUAUUGUUGUUUUGCCUUAUUAGAAAGUGCUCUUUUAAUUACCUAUUUAUUAGGAAUUGUCUAUAAUAAUGAAGUCUCGGCAAUAAAUAUAAAUUUUAUUAGUUAUGCUUUACUCAUCUUAUAAUUUGUAAUAUUAGCAAUAACAGUUUUAAUAAGUAGGUAAAGUGUUGAGAGUGAUGCUUAAGAUCAAUCAAAAUAAAUCUAAGAAAUAGUAUAUAUUAAGAUCUAUUAAAAGUUGGUUGCUGCAAUAAAAAGUGUAGGGUCAUUAUAGAUCGUAUUUUUAAGUUUAAAAUUAAGUCAAUAAAUUAAUUGGUGUUGGAUGUAAACUCUAGUAAUUGUUUGGUUUAUUCUUGGUACAAUGACAUUGAUUGAAGUAUGUCUAAUUUUAGAUUUGAUUUUAAAGUGUUGUAACAAUUAACUUUAAAAUAGGAAGCAAUUGAGUAAGAAAAAUGUAUAUUCUUAGUUUUUGGAGGAGCUUGGGUGAAUAUUGUUAUUGUAGGAUUUAUUAUUGAUAUAGGAUUGACUUUUUUAGGAUUAGGAUUAUUCUUAGACUAUAAUAUUGGAUAGGUUAAUUUAUAUGGUUUCAUUACUUCUAUAGUUUUCUAUGUAUUUCAGAUAUUUUUUUAUUUCAAAAACUAAGAAGAAUUAAUGUAGUAUCAUCUAUGAUUUGUAGUUUAUUUUUAAAUUUAUCAGAAGCAUAAUAGUAAACAAGACCAUCCGAAUAGCCUAAUGAAUAAAUUACAUUAAAAGAAAGAAUUAAAGAAAUUCAUAGAAUUAGUAUAAGUAAGGUUCCAUAAUUUAUGGUGAAAUUGUCAGCCACUUAUUUUAGAAAGUAAGAAAUAAAUGAAAAUUAAAAAAAUAAUAAGAAUGAAUUAGGUUCAUCUCAAGAUAAAAAAUUUCGAUCAACUAGCUAUUCUGAUAUAAAAAAAUAAAAAGAAAUAAAAAAAAGUCCAUCGUAAGAUUUAGAUGAAGACUUAACUAAAAAAUUUGAUUAAUUACUAUCAUCUCCAAGAAUCAAAUUAGAAGUUAGUGAAAGUAUGGCUCCAGAGUUGUCAAGUAGAGGAUAAUAUAAAUAAAAUCUAUUAUGUCUUGUUUGUUAUGAAAAAGAAAGUAAUAUGAUUAAUUAACCUUGUGGUCAUGGAGGAUUUUGUUAAGAAUGUUCCCAAUAAUUAUUAUCAAAGAGUAAUUAUUGUAUGUUAUGUCGAAAACCUGUAACACAUACAUUACUUGUAUAAGGAGUAGAAAAUAGGGAAAGUUUAGUAGAAGUAGUAGGAAUUUAUUAAGGGGGAUAAAAAUAAAGAUGA